CUCUCGGCCCCGAGUGUUUUAUUUCUCCCAGACUGAAGCCUCGAGAGGGUCCGCCGUGCUGAACAUAAAGCUGCUGAAUCUGAACACACACACUCCUGCUGACUCCGGGACCGACUGCGGCAUCGCUCUCUACUACAGUUGGAGGAUCAGAGGUGGUGUCCUAAAGCAGAAUGGCAGCACAGGGAGCGACUAUGGCAAACAAGGGGCCGUCUUAUGGGCUGAGCCGGCAGGUGCAGGAUAAGAUCGAGCAGAAGUACGACCCGGAGCUGGAGCUGCGUCUGGUGGAGUGGCUCGUGGCCCAGUGUGGGUCAGCGGUGGGGAGACCCGACGCCGGGAAACUGGGCUUUCAAGCCUGGCUUAAAGACGGAUGCGUGUUGUGCGAGCUGAUCAACAGUCUGAGUAAAGAGAAGCCGGUGAAGAAGAUCCAGAGCUCCAGCAUGGCCUUUAAGCAGAUGGAGCAGGUCUCGCAGUUCCUGAACGCCGCCGAGCAGUACGGCGUGGCCAAAACCGACAUAUUUCAGACGGUGGAUCUGUGGGAGGGAAAAGACCUGGCAGCGGUGCAGAGGACUCUGAUGGCUCUGGGCAGCAUCGCAGUCACCAAAGAGGACGGAGCUUUCCGUGGAGACCCAAACUGGUUCUUCAAGAAAGCGCAGGAGAACCGCAGGGAUUUCUCAGACGAUCAGAUGAAGGAGGGCAAGAACGUGAUCGGGCUGCAGAUGGGCUCCAACAGAGGGGCGUCUCAGGCGGGCAUGACGGGGUACGGGCGCCCGCGGCAGAUCAUGAACCCCUGAACACACACUCACAUCAGCACACCACCACAACCACUGCCUAAUAAAGAUUCAAAACACUGACGCCCGUCAA
Molecule: messenger RNA, 861 nt
Organism: Danio rerio (zebrafish)
Lineage: Eukaryota; Metazoa; Chordata; Actinopteri; Cypriniformes; Danionidae
Source: RefSeq, a predicted model, not a curated record